This is a messenger RNA of Cryptosporidium ubiquitum, 1338 nucleotides long. RefSeq names its product 26s proteasome regulatory subunit S4 like AAA ATPase. Gene Ontology annotation, molecular function: ATP hydrolysis activity; proteasome-activating activity; ATP binding. Gene Ontology annotation, biological process: proteasome-mediated ubiquitin-dependent protein catabolic process. The record is from RefSeq and is a predicted model, not a curated record. Lineage: Eukaryota; Apicomplexa; Conoidasida; Eucoccidiorida; Cryptosporidiidae. Bases 1 to 1338 code for a protein of 445 amino acids. Gene Ontology annotation, cellular component: proteasome regulatory particle, base subcomplex. The transcript has a single exon.
AUGGGAAAUUCGCAUGGUGUACUUGGGGAGGGGGGUAUGAAGAAUAAUAGGAAAUCAAGAAAUAAUGGUAAAGAUGAGAAAAAAAAAUUGGAAUCUGCACCACCUCCAAUGGAAAUGAAGAGGAAAAGAAAGCAAAAGGGCCCACCACAAUAUGCAAGACUACCAACAGUGCUUCCAAAUGCAAAAUGCAGACUCAGAUUAUUAAAAUAUGAAAGGAUUAAGGAUUAUUUAAUGAUGGAACAAGAAUUUAUCACAAGUAUGGAGAGUGUAAAGCCAUCGGCAGAGACAGCAGAGGAGGAACACAAUAAGGUGGAUGAUUUAAGAGGGUCUCCAAUGAACAUUGGAACUUUGGAAGAGAUAAUAGAUGAAAAUCAUGCUAUAGUUUCAUCUUCGGUAGGAUCUGAAUACUAUGUAAAUAUUUUAUCGUUUGUAGAUAAGAACCAACUGGAGCCUGGAAGCUCAGUAUUAUUACAUAAUAAAGUAUACUCUGUUGUUGGUAUAAUGAAUGAUGAGGUGGAUCCUUUGGUUUCUGUAAUGAAGGUAGAUAAAGCUCCUUUAGAAAGUUAUGCAGAUAUUGGUGGCUUGGAACAACAAAUUCAAGAAAUAAAGGAAGCAGUAGAGAUUCCCUUAACACACCCUGAAUUAUAUGAUGAUAUUGGUAUUAAGCCUCCAAAGGGAGUAAUAUUGUAUGGUCCUCCAGGAACUGGGAAGACUCUUUUAGCUAAAGCUGUUGCAAAUGAAACUUCUGCAACAUUUCUUAGGGUAGUUGGAAGUGAGUUAAUUCAAAAAUAUUUAGGGGAUGGUCCAAAGCUUGUACGUGAAUUAUUCAGAGUUGCUGAGGAAAAUGCUCCAAGCAUUGUUUUUAUUGAUGAAAUUGAUGCAGUUGGUACUAAGAGACACGAUUCUCAAAGCGGAGGUGAGAGGGACAUUCAGAGAACUAUGCUUGAAUUACUUAAUCAAUUAGAUGGUUUUGAAGCAAGAGGAGACGUUAAAGUUAUUAUGGCAACUAAUAAAAUAGAGAGUUUAGAUCCAGCUCUUAUAAGACCAGGAAGAAUUGACAGAAAGAUUGAGCUUCCAAAUCCUGAUUGUAAAACCAAAAGAAGAAUCUUUCAAAUUCACACAAGCAAAAUGACUUUAUCCGAGGAUGUUGACUUGGAAGAAUUUAUUAUGGCAAAAGAUGAUAUCAGCGGAGCUGAUAUUAAGGCGAUUUGUACUGAAGCUGGUCUUCUAGCUCUUAGAGAAAGAAGGAUGAGGGUUACACAAGAAGAUCUUAGGAAAGCUAAAGAAAAAGCCUUGUAUAGAAAGAAGGGUGGAAUACCUGAAGGCUUAUAUCUAUAG